GACGGAAGAGUGGCGAGAGGCUUGUUUGGGCCCAGGCUCCGAGCCGCCGCCUGCGUGGCCUGGGUAGCGGGCUGUGAGACGCCGCAGGGCCCUCGAGGCUCUUGCCUCGGCUCUGCGGUCCGCGCUGGUCCCCCGCGACGGCUGCUGCGAGAGAGGAGCGUCCCCAAGGGGCUCGUCCUCACUAGUUCAUUAAAUAUGGACAUAAAAAUGUGACAUCAUACUUUGCAUCAAACUCCAGAAAGUUCAUUGGAUAUCUUGUCACUGGGCUUCAGCCAAUAUGCAGCAAGCUUUAGAAAUGGCAUUGGAUCGUGCUGAGUAUAUCAUUGAAAGUGCUCGUCAGAGGCCUCCCAAACGAAAAUAUUUAUCCAGUGGAAGAAAAUCUGUAUUUCAAAAAUUGUACGAACUGUAUCUAGAAGAAUGUGACAAGGAACCUGAAAUAAAGCAGAAGCUGAGACGUAACGUGAACUUGUUGGAGAAGCUAGUGAUGCAAGAGGCAUUGUCAUGCCUGGUGGUGAACCUGUAUCCAGGAAACGAAGGUUAUUCACUGAUGCUCAGGGGAAAGAAUGGCUCAGAUUCAGAAACUAUUCGGCUUUCCUAUGAAGAAGGAGAAUUGCUUGAAUAUUUGGACUCUGAGGAGCUUCCCCCCAUCUUAGUUGAUCUCCUGGAAAAAUCUCAGAUUAAUAUUUUCCAUGGUGGUUGUGUCAUAACAGAAAUACGUGACUAUCGACAGUCUGGUAAUCUCAGAUCUCCAACAUACCAAAGUAAGCACAUCCUUCUACGCCCAACAAUGCAGACCUUGAUUUGUGAUGUGCAUUCCAUUACAAAUGACAACCACAAAUGGACUCAGGAAGAUAAACUCUUACUGGAAAGCCAGCUUAUCCUGGCUACAGCAGAACCUCUUUGCCUGGAUCCUUCCAUUGCAGUAACCUGCACAGCCAACAGACUCCUGUAUAACAAACAGAAAAUGAACACUCAGCCCAUGAAACGAUGUUUCAAAAGGUACUCCAGAUCAUCUCUGAAUUGGCAACACGAAGUGUCCCAUUGCCCCACGCCACCCCAGCUCAGGUUGCUUGACUAUUUGCAGAAGAGAAAGGAGAGGAAAGGGGGCCAGCAGUAUGAUCUCAAAGUUUCCAAGGCUGGAAAUUGUAUAGAUAUGUGGAAACAGAAUCCUUGCUACUUGACUGUACCAUCUGAAGUGGAUGUGGAAAAAUAUGCUAAGGUAGAAAAAUCUAUCAAGCCCGAUGACUCGCAGCCAAGUGUCUGGCCAGCACACGAGAUAAAAGACGAUUAUGUCUUCGAAUCUGAAGUUGGCAGUCAGCUUCAGAAAACGAAGCUGACCAUUUUUCAGUCGCUGGGAAAUCCCUUAUACUAUGGCAAAAUACAGAUGAUCAAAGGGGAUGAAGAUAACGAUGGCCCAGCAGCUCCGUCGCAUUUUCUUAUUGGCUCAAAGUCAGAAGCAGAAAGGGUUGUCAGUCAGUACCAGGACCUAGUUCGGAGUGAAGCUAAAUGCCCAGUGAAGAUGUUUCGCAAUUCUGGCGGAUCAGUCCAUCUAAGCCAGCUUUCUCCCGGAAAGGAAAUUGAACAGCCAGAAUGUAUAUCAGCUUAUAUCCAGUCUUCCGUGCUGGGCAAAGGCGUGAAGCACCGGCCGCCUCCCAUCAAGCUUCCUUCAAGUACAGGAAGCAGCUCCUCAGGUAACAUUUUUAGUCCACAGCAGUCGAGUGGCCACCUCAAAUCUCCAACUCCUCCUCCUCCUCCUCUCCCUCCUCUGAAGACUCCUAGCGUCUCUCGGAAGCAGUCUCAGGACCUGAACCAGCUGAGCCUGCUCCCACCAGCCGCCCUGUCCCCCGCAAGCUCAUCACAAAGAACCUCCUCCAACCAGGUCAUGACAAACUCUGCAGGACUUAACUUCGUCAAUGUAAUGGGCUCCAUGUGUGGAGCGCAGACACUGAUGAGUGGCUCGAACCCCAUGCUGGGUUGCAGGGCUGGUGCCAUAAGUCCUGCAGGCAUGAACCUGAGCGGCAUUCUUCCACCCGGAGGCCUGUUGCCCAGUGCCCUGCCUACUGCCAUGCAGCCCGGCCCUCAGCCAGAGUGCCCUGACCUGGAUAGCCCAAGUGAUGCCAAUCUUGUCAGAUCUCUGAAGCGAAGCAGGGUCGGCCUUGCAGGUGGUCCUUUUGGUUUAAAGAGUCCUUCAGGCCUUCGCCCGUUGAAUCUCCUACAGCUCCCUGGUGGCUCCCUGAUUUUCAAUCCACUCCAGCAGCAGCAGCAGCAGCAGCAGCCGCUCUCCCAGCUUCCAUCCCAGCAGCCCCCAGCCCCCAGCCCCCAGCAGCAGAGCGAGCAGGCUUCAGAGCAAGGCUGCACAAAUCCAGACCAGGCCUUAUCCGCCCAGCAAGCUGCUGUGAUUAACCUGACUGGAGUAGGGAGCUUUAUGCCACCUCAGGCAGCUGCAGCAGUUACGAUCCUUGCAGCACCAAACGGUUAUGGUGGCGGCGGCACAAGCAGCUCAGCUCCGGCCUCGUCUUUCAGACAGCAAGUCAAAAAGUAGGAAGAGGAGAUGCACAUCGAGGGUUUCGAAAUCCUAGCAUCUGCAUUUUAUAGAUACGUAUAUUUAUUUAAAGAAGAAUGUUUAAAUGUGUUUGAAUCAAAAAGCAUUAAUUCAGUGGUAAUUUUACUAGUGAAAUACAAUUUGAGGUUGAACUGUGAGGCACGCAAAUCGAAUAUUGGAGGGAUUCGUUUUUUUCCUAAUGAAAUUCAGGUUGGUCACUAAAUCAUAAAAAAUAA
Eublepharis macularius is the source of this 2778-nucleotide messenger RNA. It is a transcript of the gene SUPT20H, whose product is annotated as SPT20 homolog, SAGA complex component. The record is from RefSeq and is a predicted model, not a curated record. Gene Ontology annotation, cellular component: SAGA complex. Gene Ontology annotation, biological process: regulation of transcription by RNA polymerase II. The transcript is spliced from 25 exons. Gene Ontology annotation, molecular function: transcription coregulator activity. The coding region runs from base 278 to 2542 and encodes 754 amino acids. NCBI's taxonomy places the organism in Eukaryota, Metazoa, Chordata, Lepidosauria, Squamata, Eublepharidae.